UACCUACUAUAGCCCACUGGUGGUCCCGGUACUAACUAACAAUGAGAUAAAUUUUUACAAGAAAAUUGGACUUCUGAUAUUCUACAUAAUUCUAUAUUCUUUGAUUAAAUGUAUAAUAAAACUGAAAGGAACAUUUUACAAGUAAAGAUAUCCUGUUUACAAAUGUGAUCAGUGACAAUGAAUUAAAUUGAGCUAUCAUUUAUAAUAUGGCAUAUAAAAAUCCAAACGAGAUAGUAUUGAGCUAUCAAGAUUCUCUACUUCGUAAUUCAGAUGUAGAAUUACUGAAAGGACAACAUUGGCUCAAUGAUACUAUUAUUGGAUUUUAUCUCGAGUACUUAUAUGAUCAUCUAAAUGUUUCUGAUAAAAAUAAAAUACUAUAUAUUAGUCCAGAAUUAACUCAGUUAUUGAAAAUGACAGAGCUGUCACAGUACGAUAUAUUUUUAGAACCUAUUAAUGCACAUAGUAAGGAGUUUAUCUUUUUCCCAUUAAAUAAUAUGAGUAAAAAAGAUGCUGCUGGUGGAUCGCAUUGGAGCUUACUGGUAUAUUCUAAACCAGAAAAUACUUAUUUUCAUUUUGAUUCUUGUCAAGGUACUAAUGGAUCAAUAGCAUCAACUUUUACCAAUAAUCUCAUGUUGUAUUUUAAUUGUACAAAUGAUACCAGAUUUAUUGAAAGAGAUUGUCCUCAACAAGAUAAUGGAUUUGAUUGUGGUUUAUAUGUUUUAUGUUUCAUCGAAAUAAUUUCUCAAUACAUUUUACAAAACGAUAUAAUAAGAUAUUGUAAAUUAGACAUUAUCGAUAACUACGUUAGGUUUAAACGUGAAGAGUUAUUGCUUUUGAUCACUUCAAUGAAGAGAAAACAAGAACAACAAUCUUAUGGAGCUGAAGAAAUACCACAUGCAUAAAUUAUUAUUAUUAUUAUUACAUAUUAUUUUAUAUAUUUUAUUUCUUCCAUUUUUCUCAAAGAACUAAAGCUGUUAACUACUUGAAUUUAAUAUAUACAUACAAAAUUAUAAAUUCUUUCGUUAAAAAAUAU
Messenger RNA from Polistes dominula (European paper wasp), 1033 nucleotides. Its product is annotated as sentrin-specific protease 8. Gene Ontology annotation, molecular function: cysteine-type peptidase activity; deNEDDylase activity. Gene Ontology annotation, biological process: proteolysis; protein deneddylation. Lineage: Eukaryota; Metazoa; Arthropoda; Insecta; Hymenoptera; Vespidae. The record is from RefSeq and is a predicted model, not a curated record.